AUGAAUCAGCAUAAAAUAAAAGAUUUAUCAGAAGAAGAUCAAACAAAAAUUUACAAAAUACUGUUAUUAACUUAUUUAAAAAGAUUAUCAAAAUAUCAGGAUCAAAUAAAAAAUAUUUAUUUUAAUAAUAUUAUUUCGGGUAUAAAAUAUGAUGUAAAUGAUUGUCUUUUAAAUGAACAUGUUUCAUCACAGCAUUGUUUCAUAGAUACAUUAAUUAAAUCAAAUGAAAAUCAUGAGUUCUUAAAAAGCCUUCAGUUACUAGAAAAAAAAUCUAAUACAAAAGAAAAUGAGAUAGCUGAAGAAAUUAGUGACGUUAACAAUUAUGUUAACUAUACACAAACAAAUAAUGAUAUCAUAAAUAAUGAACAAAAUGAAAAUAAUCAAAGAAAUCAAAGGACAUUAUUUAAUAAUUAUAUAAUGGAAAUAAUGGAGAGAUCUCAUAUAUUUUUAUUAAUUAAAAUUUUAUUUGUUUUAUUCUUAUUUGAAGCCAAUUCUAAGGUAUAUUUUAUUGUAUCAGGAAUGUUUAUAUUAUAUAAUAGAGGAUUUUUUGAUUUUAUAAUUAAUAACUUUAAUUUUAUGUCUAGUAAUGAAACAAUAGAACAAAUUUUAAGAAGAAUGAGUGAAUCAAGAAAUUUAAAUAAUAAUGAACUUAAUUAUAAUAAUGAAGAAAACAAUAAUUCCAAUGAGGUGAUGGAGGAAAAUAAUGAGCAUGCAAAUAAUAAAGAAAACGAUAUUAACAAUUUAGAUUCACCAUUAAAUAAUAUAUAUAAAGAAAAUGAUAAAACCAUAGAUGAGAAAUUAAAUACAGAAAAUGAAUUAUUAUCCUUUUUAAAUAUGGGAAAUGAUACAUGCCAAAUUAGUGAUGGAGAAUACGUUGAUAAUAAAUGGGAUAAUGAUAAUGACAGUGAAUUUAAUGAGAGUUUGGGAAAAAUCAAUAAGAAUAAUAUUACUAAUACGAAAAAUAUGGACAAACAAUUAAAAAGGAAAAAUAUUAGUUUAUAUGAAAAUAAUAAUGGCAACGAAUUCAGUGAAAAUCUUUAUUUUAAUUCUAAUGAAAAUUCCGAAGAAGAAAAUAAAAAUAAUUUUUAUCCAUUUAAAAAAAUUGCGAAAACUUAUGAUAAAAUAGGAUCAAAAAUUGCGAAUAACUCGUAUGAAACAUAUGCCUCAUCUCAUAAACUACUAAAUUUAAAUGAAUGUAAGGAUGAGAUAGUUCAAGAAGAUAUAAUAAAUUCACGUAUAUUCUGUACAAAUAUAAAAGAAAAAGAAAACAUUCGUAAUUUCAACACAGAAGAUAUUUCAAAUGAUUCUUUUAAUAAAAUAAAAGAUAGUAAUAAUGAUAAAAGGAAUAUUUUGGAAUCAGCUAUCAGAAGAAGAAAAAAAAAAAAUAAAAUAAAUUUAAAUGACAGUUCUAAUAGUUUUAAUAAUAUAUUAAAUAAUAGUAUGAGUGAACUAAUAGCCUCAGAUUAUGAGGAUUCAGCAGACAACUUAGAUACAAAUGAAUCUAAUUCAAGUAAUGUUUCUUCUGAUAAAAAAAAACAAUUAAUUCAAAAUAGAGAAAGCCAACAAACUAGUAAUGGAGAAAUAACUAGAAGAAAGCCAACUAAAUUAGAAAAAUAUAUUUAUCAAUCAGUAGUCAUGUUUUUCAUGACAUUAUUGCCAUGGUGGGUGCCAGAUGUUGCUUACUUGGAAGAAUAA
This is a messenger RNA of Plasmodium relictum, 1695 nucleotides long. RefSeq names its product conserved Plasmodium protein, unknown function. The transcript has a single exon. Lineage: Eukaryota; Apicomplexa; Aconoidasida; Haemosporida; Plasmodiidae. The coding region runs from base 1 to 1695 and encodes 564 amino acids. The record is from RefSeq and is a predicted model, not a curated record.